AUGGCCUUGAAGCGCAUUAACAAGGAAUUGAUUGAUCUCGGGCGUGACCCACCCUCGUCUUGCAGCGCUGGGCCGACGGGCGACAAUAUGUUCCAGUGGCAGGCGACGAUUAUGGGACCGGGUGACUCGCCGUACGCGGGCGGUGUUUUCUUCCUUUCUAUCACGUUCCCUGUCGACUAUCCCUUCAAGCCUCCCAAGGUCAGCUUCACGACGAAGAUCUACCACCCCAACAUCAAUGCCAACGGCUCGAUUUGUCUGGACAUUCUGAGGGACCAGUGGUCGCCCGCUCUGACCAUCUCGAAAGUGCUACUUUCGAUUUGCUCAAUGCUCACUGACCCCAAUCCCGAUGAUCCUCUUGUGCCCGACAUUGCUCAUUUGUACAAGACCGACCGCACUCGAUACGAGGCGACGGCUCGGGAGUGGACGAGGAAGUAA
Messenger RNA from Coniophora puteana RWD-64-598 SS2, 435 nucleotides. Its product is annotated as ubiquitin-conjugating enzyme. Gene Ontology annotation, molecular function: ubiquitin conjugating enzyme activity. Gene Ontology annotation, cellular component: nucleus. The transcript has 4 exons. NCBI's taxonomy places the organism in Eukaryota, Fungi, Basidiomycota, Agaricomycetes, Boletales, Coniophoraceae. The coding region runs from base 1 to 435 and encodes 144 amino acids. The record is from RefSeq and is a predicted model, not a curated record. Gene Ontology annotation, biological process: ubiquitin-dependent protein catabolic process; protein polyubiquitination.